Messenger RNA from Oryctolagus cuniculus (rabbit), 4459 nucleotides. RefSeq names its product sonic hedgehog signaling molecule (gene SHH). NCBI's taxonomy places the organism in Eukaryota, Metazoa, Chordata, Mammalia, Lagomorpha, Leporidae. The record is from RefSeq and is a predicted model, not a curated record. Gene Ontology annotation, biological process: smoothened signaling pathway; cell fate specification; protein autoprocessing. Gene Ontology annotation, molecular function: calcium ion binding; patched binding.
GAGAAAGCAACAACAGCAACAACAACAAAAAAAAAUGUAGUCUUCUUCAGGGUUAACAUCAGAAGACAAGCUUGUGCCGCUUCGGCCAAUCAGAUGCGCGCCUGCCAGCUAUAAUAUAGUGCUAAAGGCAGCCUCUCUCACAAGCUCUCUAGCCUUGCUACCAUUUAAAAUCAGACUCUUUUUGUCUUUUGAUUGCUGUCUCGCGACCCAACUCCGAUGUGUUCCGUUAUCAGCGACCGGCAGCCUGCCAUUCGAGCCCCUGUCUGGGUGGGGAUCGGUGGAGAGUCCCCCGCGGCAGCGGCGGGCAAGGUUAUAUAGGAAGAGAAAGAGCGAAGCAGCGAGCCAGCGAGCGAGCGAGCCGGAGGGCAGCAAAGAAGGGAGAGAGCAAGAGCGCACACGCGCGCACUCGCGCACACAGCCCCGCGCGGGGACAGCUUUGAAGUCAUCGGGUUCCAUGGACGAGAUGCUGCUGCUGGCGCGGUGUCUGCUGGUGGUUCUGGUCUCCUCGCUGCUGAUGUGCUCGGGGCUGGCGUGCGGACCAGGAAGGGGAUUUGGGAAGAGGCGGCACCCCAAAAAGCUGACCCCUUUAGCCUACAAGCAGUUUAUCCCCAACGUGGCGGAGAAGACCCUAGGGGCCAGCGGAAGAUAUGAAGGGAAGAUCUCGAGAAACUCCGAGCGAUUUAAGGAACUCACCCCCAAUUACAACCCCGACAUCAUAUUUAAGGAUGAGGAAAACACAGGAGCAGACAGGCUGAUGACUCAGAGGUGUAAGGACAAGUUGAACGCUCUGGCCAUCUCAGUGAUGAACCAGUGGCCGGGAGUGAAGCUGCGGGUGACCGAGGGCUGGGACGAGGACGGCCACCAUUCGGAGGAGUCGCUGCACUACGAGGGUCGCGCUGUGGACAUCACCACGUCUGACCGUGACCGUAGCAAGUACGGCAUGCUGGCCCGCCUGGCUGUGGAAGCCGGCUUCGACUGGGUCUACUAUGAGUCCAAAGCCCACAUCCACUGCUCCGUGAAAGCAGAGAACUCGGUGGCGGCCAAAUCGGGCGGCUGCUUCCCUGGCUCCGCCACCGUGCACCUGGAGCAGGGCGGCACGAAGCUGGUGAAAGACUUGCGUCCUGGGGACCGCGUGCUGGCGGCCGACGACCAGGGCCGGCUGCUCUACAGCGACUUCCUCACCUUCCUGGAUCGCGACGACAGCGCCAGAAAGGUCUUCUACGUGAUCGAGACGCUGGAGCCGCGCGAGCGGCUGCUGCUCACCGCCGCGCACCUGCUGUUCGUCGCGCCGCACAACGCCUCCGCCGCCGGCGAGCCCGAGCUGGCGCCGGGCGCAGGGCCGCCGCCGGGGGGCGCGCCGGGCCGCCGGGCGCUCUUCGCCAGCCGCGUGCGUCCGGGCCAGCGUGUGUACGUGGUGGCCGAGCGCGACGGGGACCGCCGACUGCUGCCAGCCGCCGUGCACAGCGUGACGCUCCGCGAGGAGGCCACGGGCGCCUACGCGCCGCUCACGGCGCAGGGCACCAUCCUCAUCAACCGGGUGCUGGCCUCGUGCUACGCGGUCAUUGAGGAGCACAGCUGGGCACACCGCGCCUUCGCGCCCUUCCGCCUGGCGCACGCGCUCCUGGCCGCGCUGGCGCCCGCGCGCACGGACCGCGGCGGGGACCCGGCCGCGCCAGGUGCGGCCGACGCGCCAGGUGCGCCGGGCCCCGCGGGCAUCCACUGGUACUCGCAGCUGCUCUACCAAAUCGGCACCUGGCUGUUGGACAGCGAGGCGCUGCACCCCCUGGGCAUGGCGAGCCAGUCCAGCUGAAGCCCAGGGGCGCGGGAGGGGCGGGAGGCGGGAGGGCGGGGCGGGGCGGGACGUGGGAAGCGGCCGCGAGCCAGAGCGCACGGAAUGACACUCCACUCUAAGAAUACUGAAUAAUUAAGACUACAAGUAGGACAGUCCAAAGUAGAGUAUAAGAAAACAAAGGCCCCCCGGGAAUUUUUUUGUUGUUGUUGUGUUUAGUUUAUAUAUAUAUAUUUUUUUGAAUUUUUUGGUUAUUGUUUUAUUUUGGUUAUAUUUUUUUCCUCCUCUCCUGGCUAUUUAUUUGUUUGGUAUGAAUAGAUGUUUUAAAUAAUAUGAACCGGACCUUCAAGAGCCUUAACUAAGUUUGUUUCUUGGAUAAUUUAUUAUUAUCAUGUGGACUGUACUCACGGAGGGGGAAGAUUAUUUUGUGAGGCCAAGCAACCUGCUCAGAAUCUAUUUUUCUACUCGCCCCUCCUCCUGUCAGGAAGUACCCACAAUCCUCAACGCUCCUGCUCCUCAGCAGCUGUAGACUAAACACAUGCUUCAUGGGGUCCACAAAUUAUAUUUUUAUACACAGAAUUGUAAAUUAGAUUUUUUGAGAGAUCAGUACUUAACUGAAUUACAUUUCAUUUUUGAAAUAGUGUAAAAUAUGAAAAUAUAUUAUUUUAAUUUAACUAGUUUCCAAUGUAACAGCUGUCUCCUGUAUUGUCUUCAUGGUUUCAUGUUUGCUUUGUAAUCACCAUUCUGGCCACAUUCUUGGAAGCCGAGACUGUUACACACACACACACACACACAUACACACACACACACACUUUUUUUUUUUUUUGGACAAACUGGAAGAACUCUGUUAUUUUUAACGUCAAAGAAUUUAUUAGAAAAUAAUAUUUUUAAAAGCGCACAUAGUGAUGAGCCCACAAGGAUGGAGCCUGUAGUUUGUACAGAGAAAAAAAAACAAAGGAUGUUUUUGCAUUAAUAAACUGAGAAAUAACUGCUGUAAAUUUACUAAAAUGUAUUUUUGAAUAUUUUGUAAUAGUUUUAUAGAAAUAAAAUGUGCCACGCACAGACUGGUUAGUAUAUAAUAACUAAGAAUUCCUGUUGAGGCCUUUUGCUUUUUCUUUCUUUCGUUCUUUCUUUUUUUUCCCCCUCUUUGGCUUCUUUGUUUGGGCAGGAGCUCCCACUAUUAUAUUUCCGUGUGCUGCUCAUACUGUGAAUUCAGACUGACUUACGUAGCUAACCAAAGUAGGUAGACAAACUCAAUGUCGAAGCCUCAGCGCUGUGUGUGCUUACUGUACGGCGCGCUUCCUCCACUGCCUGUGAUGGGGGGAGGGGGCUGUGGCCCCCAGCCUCACCUCUUAACUGGCACAGCCUCACCGGUAGGCCCAGAGCCAGGGGCCCUGGGGAAGCCACCGAGCACGCUGUCUCUGCUCUGCGCGCAGGAGGUCCGUGGCCGUGCACUUGGCCGUGUGGAUGGCCGCUGGUCCUGUCUGCUUCAGUCUCCCCAAGCCCGGCGUGGGACGCCUGUUCUCUGCCUCGUCUCUGUGGACCAGUUGCUGUGUGCUCAGGGAUGCCCCGGUCCUCAGGCCACGCCGAGUUGUCUUUCUGGAGAGACGGCGAUGGUGGGUUUUCAGCCUAGGGCAGCCGGUGCCCAGGGUCAGCUGGCUCUGCUGGAAGCUUGACCCAGAGGGUCUGCACCCUCAGCCGGUGUCGGGGGCCCGGGCACUGGGUUACUCCCAGCUUUGAGCUGAGGGUUCUAAGCUGGCUGGCCUUGGGCCUUGGGCCCUCUCGGCAGAGGAAGCCUGCCUGGGAGAGUCCUUAAGUUUCGGGAGCAGUAGUGAACAGACCCAGUCCUCCCGUGGGUCCCGACACCAGGCCUGUGGGGACACCUGUCGCCAGCCCGGCGACACUCCUGUGCUGAGGGUCUGGCCGCAGGCGGCUUUCCGAGGGAGGCUGUGCUCACCCCGGCAACCCCCAGGAGCAGAAUCUCGCUGCUUUCCGAGGGGCCAGGCCCUCCAGGCAGGAUCAGUACUUUUCUUUGUUCUUGCUCCAUGGUUGUCAAGUUCAACACUGGUGUUUACAAUCCCUCGUGGAGUGUGAUGUUUCCUUUUGUCUUUGCAAGUCUAAGUAGGUCAAAGGUAAAGCAGGAACGUGGAGCACACUAAGUCCUCUGCGUUGAGGGGCCCGAGGAAUUGGUGAGGCGGCCUCAUCAGUCCGAAAGAGAAAUCAGGCAUCGACAAAGCCCCCCGCAUACCCUCGGCAGGGUUCUGGCAACCAGGGCACCUGGAGGCGGAGCUUCACACAGCGCCCCCUCCUGGACAGGUUGGGUGGUGGAGUCCCUCGCGGCUCCGGACCCCAGCCCUCCUGGUCCCUGUAUUACAGAUCGGCCCACCACCGUUUAUCUUCACAGCUCUUCUUCCAACAUGGUACCAUGGCAAAGAGAAACUGAAGUCAGGGCAUCCAGACAACACAGCCCACUGCCGCCCAGAGCACCCCUCUCCCAUCUUUAGGCUUGAUGAGGCCAAGAGUUUGCGCAAUGUGUAUACCUAGUGGUUGCCGCCAGCCCCCCUCAGGACUGAAUGCAUAUCUAUUCCUGUCCAAAAUGUGUAUCGGGAUGUACUUGAACCUGUCAUCUUUGUGCUCUGUUGUUUGACUCAUUAAAGAAAUUACAGAGAC